ACUGUGUUCACUAAGCUGAGGCCAAGCGCGGAACUCGCUGGACCCGGCCCUGCGCUGGCCUCAACUCCACGUCCACAGCUGUGGCUCAGCUUCGCCCCCGUGGCCGACGCCGUCGCCCUGCACUUCCAGCUCUCCGCGGAGCAGGUCAACUGGCUGGCGCUGGUCUUCCUCGUGGUAUCCAUCCCCGCCGGCCUGGUGGCCAUCUGGGUGCUGGAUACGGUCGGGCUCCGCUGGGCGACCAUCCUGGGCGCGUGGCUGAACGUGGCCGGGAGUGUGCUGCGCGCCCUGCCCUGCCUGCUGGCCCGGACCCCGCGUGCGUUCGCCCUCCUCCUGGGGGGACAGGGCCUCUGCGCCCUGGCCCAGACCCUGGUUGUGUUCUCGCCGGCCAAGCUGGCCGCCCUGUGGUUCCCGGAGCACCAGCGGGCCUCCGCCAACGUGGCCGCCUCCAUGGCCAACCCCCUGGGCAUCUUGGUGGCCAACCUGCUGUCGCCCGCCCUGGUCAAGAAGGAGGGGGACGUCCCCCUAAUGGUGAGGGGCUGCCGUCCAGCUCUGCGCGGGGACCGGGUCGGCGGCCUGUUGGGGGGUCGGGAGCUGCGGGUGGCGGGCAGUCCUGGGGCUAAGGGCCGGUCACUGAACACAGGAGGACCUGGCUCGGCGGCUCUGCUGAUUGCCAAUGGGCCCCGUGACAGGGCGCCGCGGGGCCUCCCCCAGGAGUUCUCAGGCCUCUGCGGGGCUCUCUUCAUCGCCUUUGGGGUGCUGGGGGCCCUGGCUCUUGGCCUGUACGUGGACCGGACCAAGCACUUCACCGGCGCAGUCAAGGUCGGCCUGUGUCUGACGUCCCUGGUCUGCGUGGCCUUCGCCCUGGUGUCCCAGCUGCGGGGCCAGACCGCGGCGCUGGCGGCCGUGUGCUCGCUGCUCGGCGCCUUCGGCUUCUCCGUGUUCCCGGUGGCCAUGGAGCUGGCCGUGGAGUGCUCCUUCCCGGUGGGGGAGGGCGCGGCCGCCGGCCUGAUCUUUGUGCUGGGGCAGGCCGAGGGCGUCCUCCUCAUGCUGCUGCUGACCUCCCUGGCCGUGCGUCGUGAGGAACCGGCCUUUUCCACGUGUCGCGGUGGCCAGGACCCCCUGGACUGGAGCACGUCCAUGCUGCUGAUGGCCGGCCUCUGUACCCUCUUCACCUGCCUCUUGGUUCUCUUCUUCCACACACCAUACCGGCGCCUGCAGGCCGAGGCCAACGCCAGCCUGACCGUGCAGGAGCAGUGCCCGGUCUCCACGGACCACACAGCUGGCCAGGAAGCCGCCCCCUGAGCCCUCAACUCCCCAGGACACUGCUCGGGAGAUGCAGAGCGGGGGGCUGCUGCCGUGUGUGAGGGGCACGGCCGAGGGCGGGGGGGACCCUGAGCAGGCGUGGACGGGGUCCCUGCUUGAACGGUCCCCCUUGCUGAGCAGAGGCCAGGCCCCCAGCCUGGGUGCUGGGCAGGUGGGAAGCGAGGGGGCUGGCCAGGCGGGAGGGACAUGGAGGGAGAGCCCGUACGAAGACCCUCCAUCCCCCCAAGAUACCGGCGGGCAGGCGCGGGGGCCACUCAGUUGCCCUGGACAGCCAGAGGGGCCAUCCGUGGUCCCCAGGAGGGCACCUCGUGCCUGCUCUUCCCGUGGGUGAGGAUGCAGCUCCGUGGUCGCAGCCCAGGGCAUCAGGAACGGACCCCCGCGGAAUGGAAGCCUGGUCAGCCUGUGAGGCCGUUGGGGGGUCAGGCCCAGAUGUACGGGGAGGGCCUGAGGGAUGUUAGAAAGCGACACUUGAAAAACUGGUAUUACGCCAAC
Messenger RNA from Condylura cristata (star-nosed mole), 1815 nucleotides. It is a transcript of the gene SLC49A3, whose product is annotated as major facilitator superfamily domain containing 7. The annotation marks the transcript as partial. The record is from RefSeq and is a predicted model, not a curated record. The transcript is spliced from 9 exons. Gene Ontology annotation, biological process: transmembrane transport. NCBI's taxonomy places the organism in Eukaryota, Metazoa, Chordata, Mammalia, Eulipotyphla, Talpidae. Gene Ontology annotation, cellular component: membrane. Gene Ontology annotation, molecular function: transmembrane transporter activity.